This is a messenger RNA of Durusdinium trenchii, 636 nucleotides long. The record is from the annotation of a GenBank genome assembly. Lineage: Eukaryota; Dinophyceae; Suessiales; Symbiodiniaceae.
AUGGCGUUGGCAAACCUUCUCCUUGCUGUCUCAUGCACACUUACAACAGGAAUUCAUCAGGCAACACCGUGGGAGCUGCGUCUUGCGGCUCUCAGUGACAUCCUUCACUUGGGACAGCGCUCCACAUUGUUGCAAAGAAGCUCCUUUGUGAGGAACCUCGAUUACUUGAUCAAGUUCAGGGUGUGCAGUGCCUAUCCUGCUGACGCUCCUUUUGAGGUGUUGCUGAACGAAGUCACUAUUCAAAAGGAACUGGAGUAUAAGUCGUGCUUUGAGUACACUGGUGACUUACACCCUGGUGACAAUGUGAACUUCAAGGUGGCAGGCCUCGCAUCAGGCUCGUUUACCAUCGACAAGCUUCCUCAGGAGGAUGCUACCUUGGUUUUGGUCGUCUAUCGCCACGACCGAGCCAGCAUGGCUCUGUCUUUCAUGUCACAUGUCUUUGCAAAGCUGUCUGGCCCGCAGGUAGCCUUGUUGGAUGCGUAUCAGGGCACGGCAUCCUCACUUGUGGAGAUUCAACCAGAGGAUGAAGAGGAGAGCGCUGAAACUUUGAGGUUCAACUCCGUUAUGGCGUUGGAUGAAGCUAGAUAUAAGGUUUUGCUUCAUGUGGGAAACCACAAGGAAGAGGCACGAAUUUGA